This is a messenger RNA of Anoplophora glabripennis (Asian longhorned beetle), 2489 nucleotides long. It is a transcript of the gene ND-75, whose product is annotated as NADH-ubiquinone oxidoreductase 75 kDa subunit, mitochondrial. Gene Ontology annotation, cellular component: membrane. Gene Ontology annotation, molecular function: NADH dehydrogenase (ubiquinone) activity; iron-sulfur cluster binding. The record is from RefSeq and is a predicted model, not a curated record. The transcript has 10 exons. Gene Ontology annotation, biological process: ATP synthesis coupled electron transport. NCBI's taxonomy places the organism in Eukaryota, Metazoa, Arthropoda, Insecta, Coleoptera, Cerambycidae. The coding region runs from base 95 to 2281 and encodes 728 amino acids.
AAUAGACUCGCGAAGGAGCAAUGUCAGUGGUGUCAAACGUCAACAUGUAUUUAUAAUCUAAAAUAUUUUAUGUAAUUAACAAAAUAGUUCAGAAAUGCUGCGUGUAACAUUUGGUAAAAUUCUGAACGGGGCAAAAUUGAGCCCCAAACAUAUAUGCGUCGCUACAAGAACCCAAAGCGGUGAAGUAAAGAAACCUGAAAAGAUAGAAGUCUUUAUCGAUGAUAAACCUGUUUAUGUAGAACCAGGUACAACAGUAUUACAAGCGGCUGCUUUGGUUGGAGUAGAGAUUCCAAGAUUCUGUUACCAUGAACGACUUGCAGUUGCUGGAAACUGUAGGAUGUGUCUUGUUGAAGUGGAAAAAUCCCCCAAACCAGUUGCAGCUUGUGCUAUGCCUGUGAUGAAAGGUUGGCGUGUAAAAACUGAUUCGGAAAUGACCCGAAAGGCUCGAGAGGGCAUAAUGGAAUUUUUGUUGGUAAACCAUCCUUUGGAUUGCCCUAUUUGUGACCAAGGCGGUGAAUGUGAUCUUCAGGAUCAAAGUAUGGCCUUCGGUUCAGACCGUUCUAGGUUCGUUGAUAUUGACUUCUCUGGAAAACGUGCCGUUGAAGAUAAAGACAUCGGUCCUCUUAUCAAAACUAUAAUGACAAGAUGUAUCCAUUGUACAAGGUGCAUCAGGUUUGCUUCAGAAGUUGCUGGGGUUGACGAUUUAGGGACCACUGGUCGUGGAAACGAUAUGCAAGUGGGCACAUAUGUAGAAAAAUUGUUCAUGUCUGAAUUGUCUGGAAAUAUAAUAGAUUUGUGUCCAGUAGGAGCUCUUACUAGCAAACCCUAUAGCUUCACUGCUAGACCUUGGGAAAUCCGUAAAAUAGAUUCUAUUGAUGUUUUAGAUGCCGUAGGAUCAAAUAUUAUUGUUUCAACUAGAACCGGUGAAGUCAUGAGAAUAGUACCAAGAACUAAUGAGGAAAUAAAUGAGGAAUGGUUAGCCGAUAAGUCCAGGUUCGCCUACGAUGGACUUAAGCGACAAAGACUUGUCACACCGAUGAUAAGAGAUUGCAACGGUGAAUUAAAACCUGUCGACUGGGAGGCUGCACUUUUAACUGUUGCUAAAGUCAUUAAAAAUGCAGGGCCUCAAAUUGGAGCUAUAGCUGGGGGCCUGGCAGAUGCAGAAGUCCUUGUAGCUGUCAAAGACCUUCUUAAUAGGUUAGGCUCUGAAGCUCUAUGUACCGAACACACAUUCCCCUUAGACGGAUCUGGUACCGAUCUUAGGUCAAGCUACUUAUUAAAUAACAAAAUAGCUGGGGCAGAAGAAGCAGAUUUAGUUCUUUUAGUGGGUACUAAUCCUAGACUUGAAGCACCUCUCUUGAAUUCAAGGCUUAGAAGGGGCUACAUACACAAUGAACUCCAGGUGGCUUUGAUUGGUCCAAAAGUUGAUUUGCGCUACGACUACGAACAUUUGGGCGAUGACACGAAUGUGCUCAAAGAAAUCGUCGGUGGACGUCACCAAUUCAGCAGUAAAUUGAAAUCGGCCAAAAAGCCUUUAAUAAUCGUUGGAUCAGAGGUAUUGGAGAGAUCAGACGGUGCUGCGAUUUUAUCGGCUGUUCAAACUCUUGCCCUUAACACAGCCAGUGAAGAUAAGGAGUGGAAGGUUCUCAAUAUCUUACAUAAAGUUGCUAGUCAGGUAGCAGCGUUUGAUAUUGGCUACACUCCAGGUGUCGACAAAAUUAGAGAGGGUAAUUUGAAAGCCUUGUUUUUAAUUGGCGCAGAUGAAGGAGCUAUUGAUAAAGCAGACUUACCUAAAGAUUGCUUCGUGAUUUACCAAGGUCAUCACGGUGACCAAGGAGCCUCCAUUGCUGAUGCUAUCCUACCUGGUGCUGCAUAUACUGAGAAGCAAGCAACUUAUGUAAAUACAGAAGGAAGGGCGCAAGAAACCUUAGUUGCCGUAACAGCACCUGGUCGGGCGAGAGAGGAUUGGAAGAUAAUCAGGGCACUUUCCGAGAUCGUCGGAGCUAAAUUACCUUACGAUAACUUAGACGAAAUUCGUGACAGACUGGAAGAAGUCGCACCACAUUUAACGAGAUACGGGUCUGCUGAAGACGCAAACUAUUUUAAACAAGCAGAACAACUAGCGCAGAAAAUAAAGACCCAAUUAGACAACUGCACUCCCAUCGAUGUUAAACUUAAGGAGCUUCAGGAUUAUUUCAUGACCGACUCAAUCAGCAGAGCUUCUCCCACAAUGGCGAAGUGCGUACAAGCUGUAUUGAAACAAAAACAGUCAAAGUUCUGAGUGUAAUAUACUAAGUAAUUGAAUUGUUAAGUUAUUUCUAGUAAAUCAGGUACCAUUUUAAGAAGAAAACUGUAUAGUUUUAAAUUGCAUAUUUGUUUUUUUUUUUAUUUCUCGUUAUAUGAAGCUGUUUCUCGGAUACAAUAAAGUUAAUAAAAGUACUACAAGUGUUUUAUCAGCUUUUAUGAAAUAAAGAAGUUUUUUCUUUCAA